This is a messenger RNA of Rhincodon typus (whale shark), 4824 nucleotides long. RefSeq names its product protein FAM83D-B. The record is from RefSeq and is a predicted model, not a curated record. The transcript has 4 exons. Gene Ontology annotation, cellular component: cytosol; mitotic spindle pole. NCBI's taxonomy places the organism in Eukaryota, Metazoa, Chordata, Chondrichthyes, Orectolobiformes, Rhincodontidae. Gene Ontology annotation, biological process: regulation of ERK1 and ERK2 cascade; positive regulation of cell cycle G1/S phase transition; regulation of TOR signaling. The coding region runs from base 267 to 2030 and encodes 587 amino acids.
GUCUGUGCAAACCUAAUUCUGGGCGUGCAAGCCGGCAGAACACCUCCCUAAUUCUGGGCGUGCAAGCCGGCAGAACAUCCCCCCUCCCCCCCCCCCCCCCUAAUUCUGGGCGUGCAAGCCGGCUGAAGACCCCCCUGUCCCUGGAGUGAAGGGAGCGGUGAAAGCAGGCUCUGGGUCUGAAAUCUGAGAUAACAAGAUUUUCCAGCAUCUGUAGUUCCUACUAUCCCUGGGUCUGAAAUCUCCAGCUUUACCUGGGACCCUGGGCCAUGAAUGAUUCCCAGUGCCUAGAUGACCUGCCGAUCGUUUCCAGGUGGUGCGGUGCUCCCAGGCAGGAGCUGGGACUGAGGGAGUUUUACAGCGAGACCCAGCGCCUGGCUUUGGAAGAGCUGAUCUCCGGCGGCGAGGAGGCUUACAGAGCCUUACUGAAGAGGGAGAGAGUCCAAGGCUUCCUGUCAGCCGAUGAGAUCGCCAGCAUCCUGCAAUCCACCAUCAGCCCCCCUGGACUAGAGAGCCAGCCACUCGAGCAGUCCUUCACCGGCUCCAGUGACCUCUCCUCAGGGACCUAUUUCCCGGAUGCCUCAGACGUUGAGGUGCCGGUUCUGGACAUUGGGUGGCCGGUGUAUCCGAGCAACUGGUACCGGGGUGUGACCCAGGUGGAGGUGUAUUUCCAGCCCAGCUAUGGGGAGUUCAUCUAUAGCUGCAAGGAGGCGAUCAGGAAGCUCAUCAGAAAGGCAGAGAAGGUUAUUGCCCUGGUAAUGGACACCUUCACUGAUAUUGAUAUUCUCAAGGAUCUCCAUGAGGCUUGCCGGAGGAGACGUGUCCCUGUUUACAUCCUCCUCGAUCAAUUUGGCCUCCCACUCUUUCAGAAAAUGUGUCGGGAUGCUGGUGUCCGGGUGGAGGAGGAGAGGAAGAUGAGAGUCCGCACAAUAACGGGAUGUACUUAUUGCACAAGAACAGGAGCCAAAGUUAUUGGCAGAGUCCAUGAAAAAUUCAUGUUAAUUGAUUGUGAUAAAGUAGCCACUGGCUCUUACAGUUUUACUUGGACUGAUGGGAAGCUGAAUCGCAGUAAUUUGACUGUGCUCUCAGGACAGUUGUCUGAGUUUUAUGAUGAAGAGUUCAGAAUACUGUAUGCCCAGUCACAGCUAAUACCAACCCAGUCAGCGGAUUUUAGGAAUCGUGCUAUCUGUGAAGAGAUUGCAGCAAAGAAGUUGGUGUCUAGAGAGCCCACUGCCAACAAUGCCUUGGAGAAACAAAUAGUACCGUGUUCCCCAGUAAGGUGUAAACCUGAAGCUCUGGGCCAAACAGCUGAGAAAAAGCCAUGUUCACAAACUUCUGUUGGCUCAGCCAGCAGUCAUGUGUCUGAAGUAUCCACACUCAGUGACAAAGCCUCUCAUCAGACCAAGGAGGCGAAGAGCGUGUCUGUGCAGACAGAUGUGCAAGUACAGCCAGGGAUGCACAACACUUCCACACAAACCUGUAUCCUGCUGAAGGAGGUGGAAACCCAAACUACACUCCUAUCAAAAUCAAGCUCAACUCAGACCUCUGUUUGUUCCAGAAUUGGUGCACAGGCUGUAAACAUCACUGCUGCCGUCCCAUUGUCACUCACAGAGCAGUCAGAUACAGAUGGAUAUCCAGCCAUUGGCGAGUCAACCAAUGCUCCCGAUCAGCCUCCUCCUUCCCCAACAGAGUCCAGCAAUGGUUCAAGUAGUUCUUCAUCUUCUGCCACCUCUGAAGGUCGGCAAUGUCAUACUUUUCCCAGCUAUCAUCAUGCAGGUCUCCACAGCACCAACUCCACGCUGAGGAACUGCUUCCAGAAACUCACCAAAGAACGUCAAUUCCAUUACACUACCAUUCGCUCCAAGCUGGACAGCAUGGUUGCCAUUCUGUCGAGCAACCGACACUUGGACAAGUUCCACAGCCGUGAGCUGGGCCAGUACAAUGCAAGGGGUAGCAGAGAGUUGAUGAGCAGGAGUAGAGUUUUGGGAUUCAGGGAGGUAUCUGCGUUGGCUUCUUUGGCGCUGCGAAACUAAACAUCAUUUCAAUUCACGCCUGAUUAUUUUUCUCCACAGACUGUGUGGAUUAUUCGGUGAUUGGUCAAACUUUGCCAAUGGUUGUCUUUGGCCAAGUUUUAACAUUAGUAACCGGGAUCUCUUUAGUGCUGAAUGGGUUUGAGAUUCUGUAUAAAGUUCAGUUAACAAAUAAGACUAUGAUGGCUGUUCUUACAAGAAUUGCUUUGCGUGAGGGAGGAGGAGGACUACUUCCACUAGUGACACUUUUUUUGAUUCCUCUAAAAUAAACAUUGUCUGUAUUUUUUUUUAAUAAGUUACCUUUUGUCACUGUGCAUCAGGUGUUGCUCAGUGGUUAGCACUCUAACCUCUGAGAUAUGAUUCAAGUGUCACUUAAGUCUUGAAUGCAAAGUUUAGGAUGAUAAUUUAACUCAGUACUAUGGGAGUACUUUUGGAUAAGAUGUUAAAACAAAGUCCUGCCUACCCUCUUGGGUGGAUGUAAAAAUUGCUGUCCGAUGAGUUAAAAAUGUUGAGGUCAUGAGGAUUUAUAAAUACAAAUCUUUCUUUCCUUGUGGAUUUCCAGUGCCUCGUUAACAUUUUGUUUCUCUCAAAUUGUGGGUGUGAUCAAUGAGGACAGAAAAAUGACGAUGCUGUUGAAAUAUGAACAGAGAAAAACCAUCCUAAGAACCAAUGUUGGUAGAUGCAGCAAGCUGAAAAGAACUUAGAUCCAUCCCUGAGUUGGUUGUAAAUUCCAGUUUUGUAUUUAAGGUGGUUCAUUAUUAGAAAAUUAAAAAAAGUAAAACUGAAUGUAAAACAUGUACGUGGAAACAUUCAAAUGCAUUGUCUCAUUUGCAGUUGAAGUUUACAACUUUGAUAUUUAACUCUUUUCUCUUGUAGCUUGAUGUACCAAAAUUGACCAUAUUGGUUGACUAGAUUUUUAAUUUUUAAGGGAGAGGGAGUUUCUUUAUUCACCACAACUGCAUUCAGUUCCUAAAUUCAGAAAUGUACAUGCACAAUUCCUCUGAAGAGUAGGAACCAGAAGGUACGUCAUAGAUUAUGUACAAUAAAAUGACAUGUUUAUAUCUCUCUUUUUAUGUAGAAUUUAGUGGAGGGAACAGGCCAUCUGGUCCAACUGGUGUAUACUAAUGUUCGUCUCAUACGAGCCUCCUUGCACAUUUACUUCAUCUGAGCACAUUACUUCAUCUGAACCUAUUCAAUUUUUUAAAAAUUUAUUUCCAGCUCGUGUACUUAUCUAGCUUCCCCUUAAGGGACUUAUGCUAUUUGCUUCAGCCAGUCUAUGAAGUAGCAGGUUCCACAUUUGCACCACUGAAUAAAGAAGUUUCUUUAUUGGAUUUGUUGUUGACCAUCUCAUAUUUAUGACUCUUUUUACUUUCAAAAUUCACACAAAUGGAAAUGCCUUUGCCCUAAUGUACCCAAUGUUUCUAAUCAAAUGCCCUUAAAAUUCACAAUAACUGAAAGUUUUGUGCAAGUCAUGGGAAAUUGGUUUUGGAUGCUCUUAUCCAGCCAGAUACUGGAAAUAAAGGCUGAAAUCCCAAUUAACAUUAGGAACAAAACUGGAUACAGCUUUAGAAAGUAGUGGAAGAAUUGCUGUCCUAUUUUCAAUUGCCUGUUUUUGGAUAUUAUACAUCCACUAAUCUGCCCCAGUCACACAAUACAAUCCUAACUUUCUGCACUGAGAGAUGUUUUAUUUUGUUUCUUGUCAACUAUUCUGUAAUUUCUUCUGAGUUGAAAUAACAAUUAAUGUGAAUGUAGAGAAGACCAUUGUUUACACAGCCAUGGGAAAUACCUUGAACAGCCUUGAUAUUUCACUACCAAAUCCUUACUAACGAGCUCUGAAAUGGAUUCAGGUGCCAGAGAAUGGCUAGUAUCAAAGUAACUGCAUGAGCUAGAAAUUCCUGUCUCCAUAUUCUGGCUCCUCAUUGCUAGGGAUGGACGCAAUCUUUUUAAAAUUAUUCUCAGUGAAAUAAUAAAAAUGUAGCAAUAUUGAUCAGUAGGAACAUAAUGUUCAGAGACUUUGAAACAUAAUUUGUAAUGCCUUACAUUAAAGUAACCCCCAAUCUGUGCAUAAUCCUGGCUGUUAAAGCAACCAUAUCCGAUUGUUGUCCCAUUGUCCUAUACUCUGCACCUAACAUUAGAGUUUAAGGGGCUUUCUUAUAAAUGACAUAAAACUGAGAAUGCCUAUAUUGCCUUAUCUAAUGUUUUUAAACUUUAUGGAUUAAUACCUCCAAACAUUUAAAUGGGACUGAUAAUGUAAACUUGAUAUCCAUUUAAUUGGUGGCUGGGAUAUCAGAUGGUAUUUGUGUUUUGUUUAUUUUGCCAUAUUAUCUGUUGUCUGUGUUGUCUUUUUACAUGUAUAUCCUUGUGCUGUAAAAUUAAAGAAUUGGUCUAUGUUCACUGCCACUCUGGGCUCCCAGACUGAAAUUCUGCCUUUGCUUUUCAAAUGAUUGAAACUGCUACACUUGAGGAUUGUUGCUAUGGGAAAAUUAUAGAAACGGUGUAAGAAUUCGAUCUAUAGAGAUUUGUAGCAUUAAUCUGUAGGUUGCAAGAUUGGCUAUUAUGGGAAUGCAAUAAAGAUUUUUUUAAAAUACUGAUAUUUUGAAGUCAAUACACUUUUAAAAAGUUUAUUAUGGAAUACUGUACAACUUGUUUAUUUAGUAACUAUGAAACCGAGAAUUAUUUCUCAUGAUUUUAGAAUUCUGAAGUAGAAGAAUAUGCUGCUUAGCAACUGUAUGUUUUGCUAUUGCCACUUAUAUUAAGGUAGUUGAAGGUGGUGUCUCAAUUAACCAUAGUUAUUGUA